Molecule: messenger RNA, 1905 nt
Organism: Xenopus tropicalis (tropical clawed frog)
Lineage: Eukaryota; Metazoa; Chordata; Amphibia; Anura; Pipidae
Gene: hes5.5
Product: hairy and enhancer of split 5 gene 5
Biological process (GO): system development; neuronal stem cell population maintenance; negative regulation of cell differentiation
Cellular component (GO): nucleus
Molecular function (GO): protein dimerization activity
Source: RefSeq, marked validated
GGACACUAUCUCCUAGCUCUCCAGCUACAACACAUCCCCUUAGCGGGCAGGAUGGCUCCUUACAGCGCUACUAGCAUAUUCACUACUGAGCACAAUCACAAGGCACAAGGAAUAAGAAAGAUGAGAAAACCAGUGGUUGAAAAGAUGAGGAGAGAUCGGAUUAACAGCAGCAUCGAGCAGCUCAGGAUGUUACUGGAGAAAGAGUUUGAGAAACAUCAUCUCCCAUCCAAACCAGAGAAAGCUGACAUUCUGGAGGUGGCAGUGAGCUUCAUGCAGCAACAGAUGGCUACCAAAUGUAAACAGUCAUCCAGUGCACCUCAAAUGGAAGGUUACUCUAAAUGUCUCCAGGACUCCCUGCACUUCCUCUCCCUGCAGAAACAUGCAGAGCUUCACAGAAAAGUAAUACAGAAUUUCCAUGAGAACCAUUCCCUAUCACAGGGUUUGUGUCGUUCCGUGUCACCCUACUACCAGACCCCCACUAUAGGCACAGCACCACCAGCCAAGCUUCUCUGGAGACCCUGGAACUGAUUUGAUGGACUUGUUCAGCCUGCCCAUAAGCUCAUUUAGAGCUAUAUAUGGGAGAUUAUUAAUUACUCUACAUUGUUGGUAUCCAAGAGGAGAAUAUCUAUAUCUUUAGUCUAUGCUAAAAGACAGAUGUCAUAGCACAUAUGCCUGCCUUCUAAAACGGAAGCAUGUAAUAGUUACAGUAAUAGAAAAGAAUAGAGCAUAAUUGCUUUAACUGUGUAUAAUAAUACACUGAGGGCAAUAUUAAGUAGUAUUGAACUGUUUGUAUAUUGCAUUGUGUCUGUAUCCUUUGUAAGGAUUCUGCUUGCUUGGUUUUAAAUGUAUUAUGGCGCACACAGAGCAGUCAAAAAUACAUGCUGUGUUAUUUCCACACAUUGUGGCAUUAUAACUGAUUGACCAGCAGAAAUGAAUGCAUUUAGUGCGGUGUCCAUUGGCCUUUCAGGGUCUGGAUAUUUACUGUAACACUACAUUGCUAGUGAUUUAUAAUUACAUUACCAUGAAAGUGCAUCUUUAAGAUUUCCUAUGCUGUAUGCAAUAUUUGCAGUAUUUAACAGUAUACUAACUGUUAUAUUUUUUAGUAAUAUGCAAUAUUUGCAUCAUUUAACGGUUAUAUUUGUUUGUAAUAUGGAAUAUUUGCAGUGCUCAACAGUAUCUUAACUGUUUUAUAUAUAUAUAUUUUUUUUUUUUAUUAUUUUUUUUAAAUUUCAAUAUUUGCUGUAUAUUAACUGUAUUUGCAGUAUUUAACAGUACCUUAACUGUUAUAUUUCUUUGAAAUACGCAAUAUUUGCAGUAUUUAACAGUAUUUUAACUGUUAUAUCUCCUAGUAAUAUGCAAUAUUUGCAGUAUUUAACAGUAUUUUAACUGUUAUAUCUCUUGGUAAUAUGCAAUAUUUGCAGUAUUUAACAGUAUUUUAACUGUUAUAUCUCUUAGUAAUAUGCAAUAUUUGCAGUAUUUAACAGUAUAUUAACUGUUAUAUCUCUUAGUAAUAUGCAAUAUUUGCAGUAUUUAACAGUAUAUUAACUGUUAUAUCUCUUAGUAAUAUGCAAUAUUUGUAAUAUUUAACAGUAUAUUAACUGUUCUAUCUCUUAGUAAUAUGCAAUAUUUGCAGUAUUUAACAGUAACUUAACUGUUAUAUGUCAUUGUAAUACGCAAUAUUUGCAUAAUUUAACUUAUAUUUCUUUGUAUUAUGGAAUAAUUACAGUAUUUAACAGUACUGUAACUGUUAUAUUUCUUUGAAAUAUGCAAUAUUUGCAGUAUUUAACAGUAUAUUAACUGUUACAUUUCUUGGUAAUAUGCAAUAUUUGCAAACUGUUUGAUGGAAAUUUUCCAUACAAUUGAUGUAUGAGUGAACUUGCCCAUUAAUAAAAUAAUUUAUAUGAA